GUGUAAUGUUGCCUAAAACGCCGAAAAGUGGGUUCUGGAAAUUUGUCAAAGGCAGCGCCAAGACACUUUUUGUUAUUGAAGCAGUUUGUUUCGCUGCAUCUUAUGCCGUGUAUUAUCGUAUGAAUACAAAUCGAGACUUCCGACAACACAUAAAUGAAAAAUAUCCUUUCGUAUUAGACUAUUAUUACAAGGUUGGUGAAAUAAUUGGAAACAGCAACUUGCGCGAAAUCGACGCUACAGUCUGGAGAUCUGAACAAAGAAAGGAUAACUAA
This is a messenger RNA of Musca vetustissima, 272 nucleotides long. RefSeq names its product protein CEBPZOS. The record is from RefSeq and is a predicted model, not a curated record. The coding region runs from base 6 to 272 and encodes 88 amino acids. Lineage: Eukaryota; Metazoa; Arthropoda; Insecta; Diptera; Muscidae. The transcript has 2 exons.